Molecule: messenger RNA, 983 nt
Organism: Solanum dulcamara
Lineage: Eukaryota; Viridiplantae; Streptophyta; Magnoliopsida; Solanales; Solanaceae
Product: ras-related protein RABD2b-like
Exons: 8
Coding region: 176-784 (202 amino acids)
Molecular function (GO): GTP binding; GTPase activity
Source: RefSeq, a predicted model, not a curated record
AAAAGAAAAGAAAAAAUAAAUAUCAAAACAAACAAAGGAAAAGCAAUUUCUCCUCUCCUCAAAUUUCAACGCUUUCUUUACGUCUCUUUAAUUCUCCCACGAAGAUUCAGAUUCCGGUCAGUCCUCGCCGGUAAAUACCUCCGUCACCGGCGAAUUUCGUCUCUCGUAGAUCGCAAUGAAUCCAGAAUAUGACUACCUGUUUAAGCUUUUGCUCAUUGGUGAUUCUGGUGUUGGGAAAUCAUGUCUUCUUCUGAGGUUUGCUGACGACACAUAUCUGGAAAGUUACAUAAGCACCAUUGGAGUUGAUUUUAAAAUUCGUACGGUAGAGCAAGAUGGGAAGACUAUAAAACUUCAGAUUUGGGAUACAGCUGGACAAGAACGCUUCAGGACCAUCACUAGCAGCUACUAUCGUGGAGCCCAUGGCAUAAUAGUUGUGUAUGAUGUGACAGAUCAGGAGAGCUUCAAUAAUGUAAAACAGUGGCUGAAUGAAAUUGAUCGUUAUGCUAGUGACAAUGUUAACAAAAUUCUUGUUGGGAAUAAGGCUGAUCUUACUGCAAAUAGAGUUGUCUCUUAUGAAACGGCUAAGGCAUUUGCUGAUGAAAUCGGUAUUCCAUUCUUGGAGACCAGUGCUAAAGAUGCUACAAAUGUGGAACAGGCUUUCAUGGCUAUGACUAGUGCUAUCAAAAAUAGGAUGGCAAGCCAACCCUCAAAUUCUGCCAAGCCUCCGACAGUGAAUAUCCGCGGACAGCCGGUGACACAGAGUGGUGGCUGUUGCUCAUCCUGAGUACCAAAUAUUGUUUGCUACUGUAAUAUUUCCUUUCCUGUCUCUGUCUUUGUCAUGUCUAUUUGUGGUCUGAUUGAACAUUAGGGAAGUUUGCUUCUGUCCCAAAUAUAUUUUUUAAGUCUGCAUUUUGUGUUUGUCGAAUAGUUUGUAAUUCUGAACAUGUCAAUAUUAGCAUUAUUUUAUCGAUGUUCCUUUGACA